This is a messenger RNA of Tetrahymena thermophila SB210, 2571 nucleotides long. RefSeq lists its product as hypothetical. The transcript has a single exon. The record is from RefSeq and is a predicted model, not a curated record. Lineage: Eukaryota; Ciliophora; Oligohymenophorea; Hymenostomatida; Tetrahymenidae.
AUGAACAACCAAAGUGUUUAGAGAUAAUUAGAAUUUGACAAUAAUUAAAAUAAGCCAUAAGCUGCUCCUGUUUCUCCUAUAAGCAAGACAAGUGAAUUUUAAUUUUCUAAAAAGCAUGAUACUCUUGCAAGCUAAAUUUCUGCACCUCCACCUCCUCCAGCAAGUUUUUCUUCAAGACACAAACCAUCAAUAGAUAAAAGAGUAGCAAGACCAAGUAGAUGGAAUCGCUUUUUAAGUUAUUUUAUUUGUUGUAAUAAUAAUGAAAGUGAUGUAGAAGCAGAAAAUGCUUCUUCUACAGCAAAAUUAUCAAAUUGUAAAAGUUUUAAAAGCAAUUAAGCAGAGUGGAUUGCAGCUGAUCAUUUAAGCGGAUCAAAUAGUGAAGCAAAAUUAAGCAGUGGAAGCCAAAUAGGAUUGCAAUUCAGAAAUACAAGCAAUUCAAAUCCGUAACUUUAUAAUAUUCUUUCCUUUUGCUAAAGUGGAUAUUCUUAAUUGUGCUUUGGACAUUAUAGUUUUUUAUAGAUACCUGUAAGAUUUGAGUAGUACCAAUAUACUACAAGAAAGCAAUUCUCUGAUAUAUUUUCGCGUAUAUUUUCAGGAGAACAUGCCUUGGUCGUUUAAGCUUACCUAGAUUGGGACUUUGUUGGUAGCAUCUCAAAAGGAUAUGAAUUUGUUCUUUGUGCUUUUUCUUCUUAUUUAACUAGCCUUCCUCCACCUAAUGCAAUAGCAGCAAAUUAUGCUGUUAAUGGAGUUAUUUAGUAUAAUUAAAAUAUGCAAGGUAGUAGUGGUCAAGCAACAACAAAACUAAAUAAUUCUUCAAGCUCUAGUGGCUAGGGUUUGUAUUAGUACACUAAAAUACCUGAUGAUUUAUAUUAAAAGCACGAUCUUCAUAAUACUGAAUUUUUGUAUUGCUAAGAUUUAAAUUAUACGAUGAAUUUAGAACUUUUUGAUAAGAUUUUAGUAAUACCUGCCAGUUUAAAAUAAUAAGGGAAUUCAUUUGAUGGCAAUUUUAAUAUGAGACAAGAGUUUCGUCAUUCGUUUUAGGAAGCAUUGAUGAACCACAUUGAAAUAUUAAAUAAAACAUUAUUUGUGGUUCCUAAGUAUUGUAAAAUAAGAGAAUUAAUGCUAAUUAUUUAUGACUGUUUCUAUAAGAGCAACCUUACUAUAUAUGAGUUAAAUUUUGGUAUUCAAUUUCAUUCUUUUUCUGAUGAAUUCUUCGAAGUAGAGUGCAUAGUGAUUUAGUUUAGCGAGAACUAGCAUCUAGAGACUGUCGCAGCCCUAUCACAAAGAGUCUUUUCGAACAUUAAUCCUACCAUUCCUACCCUUUGCCUUUCUCCAAAAAAGAAGUUAGAUGAGAGUAACAAGUAGCUAGAAAAAAGCAAAUAAAAGAGAUUAGAAGAAAGUCAGAAAUCUAAUAAAAUAGAAGUCAGAUAGUAGUAAUUAGUUGAUACAAAUUCAGAAAAAUAAAGUAAUAAAGAUAGUGUUAAAUCUGACACUGCAAAAAGAAGCUAAGAUGAGUUUAUAGCUGAAGAAGACUCUCAUGCAGGUAAAGUGAUAAAUGCAAAUCAAAAGCCUAUAUCUGAGUUUUUUGAGGACGAAUAUGUUUCACAAAUAGGUUAAGCUUGCUUUAAAAAUCUUUAUAAUUUUUUAAAAGAAUUAAAUACCCAGUUUAUAAUUUAAGAUAAUAUAUUCUAUUAUCGUACACAUGUUAUAGAUGUUAUGCUCAAAAAUAAUAUAAUAUAGCAAUAAUUUAUUCAAACUCUUGUUAAUCAUUUUCUCAAAUAAGAUCUUAUUAAACACGCUAACGCAGUUAUAUCUCCUAAAAAUGGAUCUUAAAAGGGAGAAAAAAGCUAAGGACAGAAAAAAAAUAAAAAAAAUGAGAAUAAUAAAAAGGGUAAUCAACAAUCAAAUAAUUUGGAUUUUAAAGAAUUUUUCAGGAAAAACUCCCAAUAUUUCAAACUUAAUUUAGACGAUACAAUUGAAAAAAAUGACUCUAAUUUAGGCUAAAUGUAUUCCCCAUCUGACUAUGAAGAUUAAAGCUAGACAACUACUGAUUAAGAUAACCUUCAUUUCGGAGAAAAAAACUCUUAAACAUCUCAGCCAAUGCUAACAUAAUAAAACCAUAACACACCUCCAGUAGUAAAAUAAUAACAGUAACAAUUGAGCAGCCAACCUAUUGAAGAAAUUCCUAGUGAUACAAGUAAUUCAAAUAGGGAAUCUCACUAGAAUAUAAAUAACUAAUCGGCAGAUUAGCCAAGAAUAGCAACAAGGAUUCGUCCUAAAUAAACUAGUUUAAAUUAUUAUACAUCAGGAACUAGGAAUAAACACAUAGGCUUCAAAUCAAACAAACAAGCUUAAGGAAGCUUUGAUGAAGAUAUUCUUAAUAGAACCACAGCUUCUAAAAUUUUUGGGGAUAAAAAAAUUCUGAAAGAUUUAGAAUUGCUGUAAGAAGUUGAUACCAAAAGUAAUUCUAAGCAAAUAAAUAUAAAAUUUAUCCAAGAAGUAAUACCUGAAGAAAUUUACAGCAACACAAGCAGUAAAAUGUUAAGAAACCGUAAUUUUAGUUAAAAAUGA